CGAGCUUCCUAGUCCAUUGCCAGCGCCUCUCACUCUGAUCUGUCAGCCCAGCCGAGGGAAAAGGGGGGAAGGAGAAAAAAAAAAAAAAGCAGCUGAAAGACAAUCUGCUUCAUCUUGAUUCUGCAGCAUUCCAAACUGUGGUAUCCUUGGGGUUCUCUUAACAUUGCUAUGGUGCAGAAGAUUUAAAAUCAGCUGAUGUUCACAAGGAAUAGAGUCACGUGAUGUAUGAAGGGAAACAUAUACACUUCUCUGAGGUUGACAAUAAGCCCUUGUGCUCAUAUAGCCCCAAACUGUGCAAGCAGCGGCGACUCAACGGCUACGCUUUCUGUAUCAGACACGUUCUGGAGGACAAGACUGCCCCCUUCAAGCAAUGUGAAUAUGUGGCCAAGUAUAACAGCCAGCGCUGCACCAACCCCAUUCCUAAAUCGGAGGACCGCAGGUACUGCAACAGCCACUUGCAGGUACUUGGCUUUAUCCCGAAAAAAGAGAGGAAGAAAAAGAAUGACCCUAUAGAUGAGGUCAAGGUCAGGCACCAGAUGGAUACCAUGGCCUUUAGCCUGACAGUGCCCACGCUGGCCUUGAAGAUGCCCAAUGGACUGGAUGGAAUGUCCCUCUCUCCACCAGGGGCAAGGGUCCCUGUCCACUACCUGGAAACCGAGUUGGAAGACCCCUUUGCUUUCAACGAGGAAGAUGAUGACCUAAAGAAAGGGGCAACUGUGAGAAAGAAGUUGCAGAGCAAGUUGGCCCAGAAUCGGCAGCGCCAGAGAGAGACAGAGAUUUUAAAAGUUCGGCAAGAGCACUUUAGUCCCCCUCCUGCCCCUUCUCAGCAGCAGCCUCCGCAGCAGCACUCCCACCUGUCACCUUUACCCACUUUAAAACCUCCAGCGCCACCGCAGGGUGUAGUCUGCAAGUCACCUCAACCUCAGAACACCAGCCUACCAAUGCAGGGAGUGGCCCCCACCACACACACUAUAGCACAAGCAAGGCAGUUGUCUCACAAGAGGCCUCUGCCCCUCCUGCCAUCCAGUAGGGCUCCCGCCGUGGACCCGCCCAGGACUGACCGGGUCCUUAUGAAAGCCACAGCCUUCUCUCCACACUUCUCUUGUAUAAGUCGACUGCAGAGACUGGUGAAACUGUGCACCCAAAAGCAUCAGUUGGACACUGAUCUGUUUCCCCAUUUAGGGUUGGACUGGUCUGAAGAGAGUGGAGAAGAACUUGAGGACUCAGAGCAGGCCUCGCCAUACCAGGUGGCCUGGUCCAUUCGAGAGACCCUCAGAUACGAAAGACACACGUCGGAUGAUGAUGACACGGAGAGUAGGAGCUCCAGGGUGACCCAACUUUGCACUUACUUUCAGCAGAAAUAUAAGCACCUCUGCCGCCUGGAGCGGGCAGAAUCUCGUCAAAAGAAAUGCCGGCACACACUGAGGAAGGCCUUGCUGCAGGCGGCUAGUAGAGAACCAGAGUGUGCUGGCCAGCUGAUCCAGGAACUGCAGAGAGCUACACGCAGUCGAGCCAGCAUAAGUCGGACCACGUUGAAGGAGAUGGAAGCUGCAGCGUGCAGUGGGACCGUGAAGGGCGAACAGUGCACCAACAAAGCCCUUCCGUUCACCAGACAUUGCUUCCAACAUAUCCUUUUAAACCGCUCUCAGCAACUCUUCUCAAGUUGCACAGCCAAGUUUGCAGAUGGACAGCAGUGUUCUGUGCCCGUCUUUGACAUUACACACCAGACACCUCUGUGUGAAGAACAUGCCAAAAAAAUGGAUAAUUUCUUGAGAGGAGAUAGCUCCCGUAAAGUUCAGCACCAGCAGCAGAGGAAACCCAGGAAAAAAACCAAGCCUCCUGCACUUACCAAAAAACACAAGAAGAAGAGAAGGCGUGGACCUCGUCGACCCCAGAAGCCCAUCCCCCCUGCAGUCCCCCAGGGGAACCUCAGCAUGCCCACCAGCGUCUCACUGCCAGUGGAGGCCUCCCACAUGCGGAGCCCGUCCACACCGGAGCUGAGCGCUGAUGAGUUGCCGGAUGACAUUGCCAAUGAGAUCACUGACAUUCCACACGACUUGGAAUUGAACCAGGAGGACUUCUCUGACGUCCUUCCGCGGCUACCUGAUGACUUACAAGAUUUCGAUUUUUUUGAAGGAAAGAACGGAGACCUCCUCCCCACCACCGAAGAGGCCGAGGAACUUGAACGGGCCUUGCAGGCCGUGACUUCUCUCGAGUGCCUGAGUACCAUUGGGGUGCUCACCCAGUCAGACGGUGUGCCCGUCCAGGAGCUGUCAGACAGAGGAAUAGGAGUGUUCUCCACAGGGACGGGAGCGUCGGGGAUCCCGUCCUUGAGCCGAGAGGUCAACACGGACCUGGGGGAGCUGCUGAAUGGGCGUAUAGUCCAUGACAACUUCUCUAGCCUAGAGCUGGAUGAGAGCCUGCUCCGUUCAGCUACCUUGUCUAACCCACCUACACCCCUGGCAGGGCAGAUCCAGGGGCAGUUCUCUGCCCCCGCCAGCGUCGGCCUUACUUCUGCCACUCUGAUGAGCCAGAGUGCCCUUGGGGAGAGAGCCUUCCCAGGACAGUUUCAUGGACUUCAUGAUGGCAGCCAUGCCUCCCAGAGGCCACAUCCUGCCCAGCUGCUGAGCAAGGCAGAUGACCUAAUCACCUCACGACAGCAAUACAGCAGUGAUCACUCACACUCCUCGCCCCAUGGAAGCCAUUAUGACAGCGAGCACGUGCCGUCUCCCUACAGUGACCACAUCACCUCUCCCCACACGACAUCCUACUCUGGUGAUAACAUGGCAGCUACCUUCUCAGCAGAGAUGCCCGUCAUGGCGCAGCACUUGCUCCCGACGCCACUUGAGGUGCCACUCGGAGGGGUCGUGAACCCCAGAACUCACUGGGGCAAUCUCCCCGUCAACCUCGGAGACCCCUCUCCGUUCAGCAACCUUCUCGUCGCUGAUGGGCAUCUUCUUUCCACGUCCCUCUCCACGCCGCCCACCACUUCGAACUCAGAGACCACACAGCCUGCCUUCGCCACCGUGACCCCCAGCAGCUCCAGUGUGCUUCCGGGGUUACCGCAGACCAGCUUCAGUGGCAUGGGGCCUUCCGCUGAACUGCUGGCCUCCACCUCCCCCAAGCAGCAACUCCCUCAGUUCAGCGCAGCCUUCGGCCACCAGCUGAGUUCUCACAGUGGCAUUCCCAAGGACCUGCAGCCCAGCCACAGCUCGAUAGCGCCUCCCACAGGCUUCACAGUAACAGGUGCCACAGCUACAAGUACCAAUAACGCAUCUCCUCCCUUUACCUCCCCUAACUGAGCGUGUCUGUGUGUUUGCGGGCAGGUGGGGAACCUGGUGUUUUCUAUCUUCUUUUCCCUCUUUAUCACCCACCCCCUCUGCCCUUUUUCCUAAAGAAGAUUUUAAAAAUAACAAACGGGGACUAGAGGAGAACUCCCCUUUUCCAAUUAAAACAAGUUCCCGCUGCGGUGGACCUCGCUUCAGUGUUCACAUGUGCUCCUUGGCACUGGUGCUCGUUCCCUCCUGGCGGGUCCACCUUCCCCCCAAUGGUUUCCUUAGCGGCUCAGCACAGUGACUGGAUAGAAUCGACUUUCAGCAGCAAGUCCUAGAAGUGGAAGAUACCUCAGAUUACCAGUGCCCUUUACUAUUUCCUAGUAUUGCAGAUCAACGCUUUCCAUUCUAAUACCAGGUCUUUACACAGGUGGUUCUAGCUAGAAUGAGCCUGUUCAUCGAGUUCUGUGUAAGAGAUGGCAAAUGGUGUGCAGAGGCAGAUUCAAGCCUCUGUCUUAGCACUAACUGCUCAACAAACACCACAUGAGGCCAGGAUUCCAUUCCUAAUUGUGAUCAUGUUUAAUUAAAAAGAAAAAGAAUUAGUCUUUUGACGGCCUGUGUGUAUGUGUGCACCCACGCGUGUAUUUCUGUGCAGGGCAGGAAGCAGCUGUCCCAUUGUUGUUUUUUGUUGUUGUCUUAUUUCCUAAUAAGUAGAAGUCUCUUCUCCUUUCCCACAUCUCAGAGCCCUAAUAAGGUUGGCCAUUCUUUCCCACUGAGUUAGCCGACCUUGGUAAAUGGAGAAGGGUGGCGGUCUGGCGGCGUGAGUAGCACAACCCUUUUCUGCUAAGUUAGCCCAGAACACAAAAAGCUGAAUUCACAUCAGUGCCCGGCGGAUGUGGUGAAGAGCUUGGCCAGAGGGACUGCAGGGGUUGCUGCGAUUCUGAGGUCUGGUGGUUGGUUGUGUUGCCUUUUUAGACACACAUUUGUUUCUGAAUCCCUCUUCCAUGGAAUAUAUUCGCAAGAUGUAAUUAAAGAAAAUAUUUUGAUGUGAAAAGCAGGAUAGUUCAAGAUUGGUUUGGAGAGAUGGGAUCUGUGAACUCCUUGAUCCAUCUUUUGCUUUGGGAUUUUUCAUGUUUACAGUAGUGAUUCUUUGGUAAAGUUUGUAAAAUGUUGAUGACACUUGUAGAAUCAAUGUACCAGUUGUGAAGUGACAUGUAAUAUCUGAAGGAUAUACAUUUAAAAUUUUUCUUUCAAAGCAAAAUAUGGAAAUUAGACAUAAAUCUUACUCACCCUUUGGUACUUUUAAAAUAAUUUUAAGUAUUUAGGUUUAAGUUUGGGGAAUUUUUUUGAGAUACCAGAUCUUGAAGGUUAAAAAUCAUAUUGGAUAGUUUAGUAAGUUGGUGAUUAUGAGAUGAAUAUGUGAGGUUUCUUUUUAACUUGCCUUCUCCCCGACCCCCCCACCCUCCGCCCAAGGGUGGAACUAGAUUUUAAAGGCAUCUGUUCUCUGCUUUUGCUGAGAAGUUUCACUGUCCCUUGAGAUACCAUUGGCUAUUUAUACCUGAAUCUAGUCUAAUUUACAUAUAUAUAUUUUAAAAGAUGCGUAGAGAGAACAUAUCUAUUAAUGAUGUGAUAUAAUAAUUCAUUUGUCAGGGAAUAUUUGAUCUUAAUUCCUUUUCAAUAGGUAAAGAUUUGGAUGUAUUUUCCUACUUCCUCUAUGUAUUUCUCUUUAUGCCAUGCUAAUUCUAACCAGUCCCUUCUUUUGAAAGCUUUUCUUUCUCUGCUUUUUAAAGGAAUGAUGGUGAUCAGCAGGCAUUAUGCAGAUACCACGUGCCUGACAUUAUGGAGGGGAAAUGUCACAUGACUGUAUGAAAUCAUGAUAUACCCUAUUUUGUAUUUAUUGAAGUUUUCUUUUUGUGGGCCAAAAAUAUGUUUGUAAUAUAUUUAGUUUUUU
Capra hircus (goat) is the source of this 5223-nucleotide messenger RNA. It is a transcript of the gene INO80D, whose product is annotated as INO80 complex subunit D. Gene Ontology annotation, cellular component: nucleus. Lineage: Eukaryota; Metazoa; Chordata; Mammalia; Artiodactyla; Bovidae. The transcript is spliced from 11 exons. The coding region runs from base 222 to 3302 and encodes 1026 amino acids. The record is from RefSeq and is a predicted model, not a curated record.